UGUCCCUCCCGGUGUCAGGGCGCAUGGAGCCUCCGCGGAAGGAGGCGAGGGAUAAUCCGUCGGCGACAGCGAACCUGCUCUCCAAGGUGUUCUUCUGUUGGCUUAAUCCCUUGUUCAGAAUCGGCUACAAGAGGAAGUUACAAGAAGAUGACAUGUAUCAGGUUCUUCCAGAGGAUGGAUCUGAAAGACUCGGGGAGGAACUACAGGGCUAUUGGGAUCAGGAGGUUCAGAGGGCAGCCAAAGACAUGCGUACCCCAAAACUUACCAAAGUUCUUAUUCGGUGCUAUUGGAGAUCAUACUCCCUCAUUGGAAUAUACACCUUUAUCGAGGAAUCUAUCAAAGUGAUUCAGCCGCUGAUGCUCGGAAAGCUGAUCGAGUACUUUGAGAGCUACGACCCUGACAAUAAGGUUGCUCUCCAAGAGGCGUACGGCUUUGCUGUCGGUGUCUCUGUGUCAACCAUAAGCCUGGCUGUCCUUCACCACCUCUACUUCUACCAUGUCCAAAGAGCAGGCAUGAAUAUCCGGGUUGCCAUGUGCCACAUGAUAUAUCGGAAGGCUCUCUGUCUUAACAGUGCAGCACUGGCAAAAACGACCACGGGACAAAUCGUGAACCUUCUAUCCAACGAUGUCAACAAGUUUGACGAGGUAACUUUGUUUUUGCACUUUUUAUGGGUUGGCCCUCUUCAAGCCACAGCUGUACUGCUGUUGUUGCUGCAUUUGAUUGGCCCAUCAUGCCUUGCGGGAAUGGCAGUCCUCGUCUUCCUGAUUCCAGUGCAGACCAUGUUUGGACGCUUCUUCUCAACGCUCAGGGGCCAAACGGCAGCCUUAUCAGAUGAGCGGAUACGAACAAUGAAUGAAGUAGUCUCUGGAAUCCGUAUUAUAAAGAUGUAUGGUUGGGAAAGGCCUUUUUCUGCUCUGGUCGAUGAAAUCAGAAGAAAGGAGAUCUCCAAGAUAAUGAAGAGCUCAUACCUGCGCGGACUAAACAUGGCGUCUUUCUUCGUGGCCAGCAAGGUCAUCAUCUUCAUCACAUUCUGUGUCUACGUGCUGACAGGGAACAGGAUGUCUGCAAGCAAAGUGUUUGUGGCUGUUUCCCUGUACGGAGCGGUGAGGCUCACCAUCACCCUCUUCUUUCCUUCGGCCAUCGAGAAAAUCUCCGAGGCCCUCAUCAGCAUCCGAAGGAUCAAACGUUUUCUUCUUCUGGAUGAAGUUGCCCCUCAUCACCUUGGGCUUCCUGUAGAAAAUAAAAAGGAGUGCAUGGUGAAGAUCCAGGAUUUGAUAUGCUACUGGAAUAAGAUGCUGGAUGCUCCCACUCUACAGAACAUAUCUUUCACUGUGAGAUCGGAGCAGCUGCUGGCUGUCAUUGGACCCGUUGGAGCUGGAAAGUCCUCUCUUCUCAGUGCCAUCCUGGGGGAGCUGAGUCAGGAGAGGGGCAUGGUCAAGGUGAGAGGUGAGCUGACCUACUCCUCACAGGAACCCUGGAUUUUCCCUGGUACAAUCCGGAGCAACAUCCUCUUUGGCAAAGAGUUCGUUCCGCACAAGUAUGAGAGGGUUCUCAGAGCCUGCGCCCUUAAGAGAGACGUGGAUCUGCUGCCAGAUGGUGACUUGGCAGUGAUUGGGGACAGAGGAGCAAAUCUCAGCGGGGGACAGAAGGCACGGGUCAACUUAGCCAGGGCGGUGUACCAGGAUGCAGACAUCUACUUGCUAGAUGACCCACUCAGUGCUGUGGAUGCUGAGGUGGGCAAGCACCUGUUUGAAGAGUGCAUUUGUGGACUUCUGAGGAAGAAGCCCCGCAUUCUGGUUACUCACCAGCUACAGUAUCUGAAGGCUGCUGACCAGAUACUUGUCUUGAAGGACGGUCAGAUGGUGGUGCGGGGGACAUACAGUGAGCUGCAAAGCUCCGGAGUAGAUUUUACCUCCCUGCUGAAGGAGGAAGAGGACCUGGAGGAGGGAAGGCAGGGCACGACCCCUAUCCCCGGCCCUCUGUACUGCUCCCCACACACCCUCUCGGAGAGCUCCAUGCCUUCUCUCUCCUCCUCCCUGUACUCACUGAUGGAGGGAGUCGACCAGCUUCCAGUGGCAGUGCAGCCCAUGGUGGAGGAGAGUCGCUCAGAGGGAACCAUCGGCCUCCAGCUGUAUGUGAAGUACUUCAGAGCAGGAGCCAACUUCCUGGUCCUCGCCGCCCUUGUCCUGCUCAACCUUCUAGCUCAUAUAACAUAUAUUCUCCAGGACUGGUGGCUCGCUCAUUGGGCCUCUGAACAGGAGCACAUCAAUGUGACGGAGCACCUCAAUGGCAGCUCGCCUCGGCAGUUGGACCUUGACCUUUACCUGGGUGUUUACGCAGGUUUAACGGGGGCUUCUGUGGUGUUUGGCUUCCUGCGCAGCAUGGUCUUCUUUAACGUCCUUGUCAGCUCAGCUCAGACCCUGCAUAACGGCAUGUUUAACGCCAUCCUUCGGACCCCUGUUCGCUUCUUCGACAUCAAUCCUAUAGGAAGAAUCCUCAACCGCUUUUCUAAGGACAUUGGUCACCUGGACUCUCUGCUCCCAUGGACAUUUGUGGACUUUAUCCAGGUUUUCCUGCAGAUUGUUGGGGUCAUCACUGUGGCAGCCACUGUCAUCCCCUGGAUCCUCAUUCCUGUCGUCCCUCUACUCAUUGCCUUCCUUCUUCUGCGUCGCUACUUCCUGCGAACCUCCAGGGACAUCAAGCGCCUAGAGUCUACCACACGGAGUCCUGUUUUCUCUCACCUCUCUUCCUCGCUCCAAGGCCUGUGGACCAUUCGUGCCUUCAAAGCUCAGCACAGGUCCCAGCAGAUGUUUGAUGCAUAUCAAGAUCUCCAUACAGAGGCCUGGUUUUUGUUCCUGACCACCUCGCGCUGGUUUGCUGUGCGGCUCGACGGAAUCUGCUCUGUGUUUGUGGCUGUUACUGCCUGUGGCUGCCUUUAUCUCAGGCAUGACAUGGAGCCUGGUGCUGUGGGCCUUGCCCUGUCCUAUGCACUGACUCUAAUAGGCAUGUUCCAAUGGGGCGUCAGGCAAAGUGCAGAGGUGGAGAAUAUGAUGACAUCAGUAGAGCGAGUGGUUGAGUACACACAGCUGGAGACUGAAGCACCUUGGGAGACAAACAAACAGCCUCCACCCAGUUGGCCCAAAAAUGGCUCCAUCACCUUUGACCAAGUCAGCUUCUCUUACAGUGCCAACGGGCCUUUGGUCCUCAACAACCUUACUGCGGUCUUCAGGUCCAAAGAAAAGGUUGGCAUAGUGGGGCGCACUGGGGCUGGUAAAAGCUCUCUCAUUGCGGCCUUGUUCCGACUGGCAGAGCCCAAAGGCAGAAUAACAAUUGAUGGUUUCCUGACUUCUGAGCUUGGUCUUCACAUUCUGCGCCAGAAAAUAUCAAUCAUUCCACAGGACCCGGUUCUCUUCACGGGCACCAUGAGGAGGAAUCUGGACCCUUUCAGCCAGCACACAGACCAAGACCUGUGGAAUGCACUCCAAGAGGUGCAGCUGAGGGCCGCGGUGGAAGAGAUGCCCAAGAAGUUGGAGACGGUGCUCGCUGAGUCGGGCUGUAACUUCAGCAUGGGUCAGAGGCAACUCGUGUGUCUGGCCCGGGCCAUUCUCCGGAAAAACCGCAUCCUCAUCAUUGACGAAGCCACAGCCAAUGUGGACCCAAGAACUGAUGGCCUCAUCCAGCAGACUAUCCGGGACAAGUUUCGAGAGUGCACAGUCCUCACCAUUGCUCACAGGCUUAACACUAUCAUUGACAGUGACAGAAUACUGGUUCUGGACGCCGGCAGGAUCCAGGAGUACGACGAGCCAUAUGUCCUGCUCCAGAACCCGGAUGGAGCGUUCUUCCAGAUGGUCCAGCAGACCGGCAGAGCCGAGGCCCACUCCCUGCUCCAUACAGCCAAGCAGGUUUACACGAACAAAAGCCGCUGCCGUCUGCCGGUCGGAGUGACAGACGUUCGCUGUGCCGAGGAGAGCCGUGUCAUCUUCGAGACAUCCCUUUGACACUUUGGAGAGUCGCUGUGACCCCGCACUGUGUCUUUAUGCUUUCCCAUCGCUGAGGCAAUCCCUUACUGUCAGAAGGCAACCCAAUACGGCACGGUCCAUCAAAUGAAAAUGUCUGUUCGACACACAGUAGGCCGGUGUAGCAUGUUUGACUGGCACAGUCCCUGGGCAUGUAACAGAAAAGAGGCAAGCGUCCGAGGCAGGUCGUGACUGUAGUGGCGGCGUGAUACUGUACGGCUGUUUAUUGAUUAAAUCCCACUGUGUUUAUGUGUGUGUGUGUUCUGGCCUCUCGGGUAGCUGAAUCCAAAACCGGCACUUGAAAGAGCGGCGGUCUUGGAUGCGUUUAUUCUAGUGCAAUAAAUGAUUGUUUUCUUAAUUUGUUCAGCUUGACACGAACGUGACCACGUAGGACGAAGAGUCCAGGUCUUGGGAGUUUAUUCUGAACGAGCUUUAAGAGGAGGAGAACCUUAGAGGAGACACCGGUUGUUUUCAGUAUUACUGUGCCUUGAUCAGAGUAUUGAUCUUUUGUAAUUGCACUGUACUCAUUGAUUGUCUUAAAAGCAGAUUGGUCUUCUUGCACUUUUGACUUUAACGGCUGUAUUGCUACCUCAGUCCUUGGUCACCAGAUAACACUGACGCAGGUCAAAUGUAAAGCUUUAUGUCAUGGCGUUUGAAUUUGCCGGCGCACCAAAGAGCAUGUGUGUGACACAAGUAUGUAAACUCAAAGUCUCUCCAGAGCUUUCGCCACUCACUGAAAACCUGCUGUGAGCUCUCGCCCCCCGUUCGAUGUGUCGGAGCAGGAUGUUCAGCUGCGCGUUUAAAACCCUGACUUGUUUUCAAGUGGUAAUAAAAAUAGAGAAUUUCGGCGUCCGGGUGGCGUAGCGGUCUAUUCCGUUGCCUACCAACACGGGGAUCGACGGUUCGAAUCCCCGUUGUUACCUCCAGCUUGGUCGGGCGUCCCUACAGACAAAAUUGGCUGUGUCUGCGGGUGGGAAGCCGGAUGUGGGUGUGUGUCCUGGUCGCUGCACUAGCGCCUCCUCUGGUCGG
Messenger RNA from Lampris incognitus (smalleye Pacific opah), 5045 nucleotides. Its product is annotated as ATP-binding cassette sub-family C member 4-like. Lineage: Eukaryota; Metazoa; Chordata; Actinopteri; Lampriformes; Lampridae. The transcript is spliced from 31 exons. Gene Ontology annotation, biological process: transmembrane transport. Gene Ontology annotation, cellular component: plasma membrane. The record is from RefSeq and is a predicted model, not a curated record. Gene Ontology annotation, molecular function: ABC-type transporter activity; ATP hydrolysis activity; ATP binding. Bases 24 to 3998 code for a protein of 1324 amino acids.